UUACAGACCGCUGCAUGAACAACUGGUUUAGAGUUAAUAAUCCAUGUGCAUACUUCGUUGUUGAAUUCAAAAAAGUCGUAGUCAAGUCUUUUAUCGGUGUCUUGUCGGCGUUCCUUUCUUGAUCCCGCCUCGGUGUCUCUUUACGAAGCCCCGACAGAAUAAAUAUAGCCCAAUGAUAACGGAAGAAGAACGAGAAGGAAAUAUCACGCACAUGACACCCAAGCCGAAACAAUCCGGCGCCCCUCUCCAGAGCCGCAUUUGUCGGUCAGUGACACGCAAACAGCUCUCCUCUUCAUACCUGUCAUUAGCUGCCCGAGCACCAUUUUAUGAAAUUAGUACAGAGAAGCACAAGCUGAGAAAGCUUAUCAGCAAACUCGAUUGGGGCGAUUGCUCAGUGCCAUUGUUACUUGAUGUGUGUUUGACCACACUGUCUGUCGCAAGUAGCGCCGACCCGGGUACCAUGUUGUUCUCUAGCGGUGUAAUCGGAUUCGACGAACGGCGCUGAUGACGGCGGGAUUAAACAUCCCAGGCGCUGACGAAAUCUUUUAUAAAGUUUGAAGGAAGACGACUGAAUGUUCUUCACCUGUAACUGCCCAGGAAGACACUUUUUUUCGACGAGUUCAUUUCGAACGGUGUGACUGACUCUAUCAUUUUGCAUCACUCCUUUAAAUUGUCGAUCAAGAUGUAGCCACACCUUCAUCAGCCAACUCGUUGCUUUUGUCCAUCUCGUAUUCCGGACCGUCGCUGCCGUAGGUCGGCUCCCACAUUCGACAUGAUCUGCUGUGUGUUAGGCAGCGGAACCAAUGAAGACAUUCUAUUCCUCAACCAAGAGAAAGGUAGGGCUUCUCCGCGCGAAACGUUAUCCUUUGUG
Molecule: messenger RNA, 871 nt
Organism: Bipolaris maydis ATCC 48331
Lineage: Eukaryota; Fungi; Ascomycota; Dothideomycetes; Pleosporales; Pleosporaceae
Source: RefSeq, a predicted model, not a curated record